AUGGCAUUCAAAAUCAGGGCGACAGUGAAUGCGGUUGUUACCCUUGCUAACAGCAACGGCCCCGGCUCACCGCGAGCAAUCGCCAACUUCAUCAUCACCAAGCUCACCGACGCGACGAUUUACGUCCAAGACCUUAUCAAGGCACGAGCAGAAGAGGAGUGGCGUCGCGUUCGAGAGGAGAACGAGGCUAUAUCAAGGGAGGCGCGCCGACGCGUUAUGGAUUGUGGGGAUGCGGAUGAGUCGUUGAUGGGGGAUCAGGAGGCGGAUGAGGAGAGGAGGCGGCCACACUUGGAGGAACACUAUCGCGCGCAGUAA
Molecule: messenger RNA, 315 nt
Organism: Alternaria arbusti
Lineage: Eukaryota; Fungi; Ascomycota; Dothideomycetes; Pleosporales; Pleosporaceae
Exons: 2
Coding region: 1-315 (104 amino acids)
Source: RefSeq, a predicted model, not a curated record